GUCACCCGGGCUGCUGUGAGGAAAUGAGACUGUGGAGAGGGAGUGGUGGGGCGUUGGGGGCAGGGAAGGCCGGUUGAGAUGUGGCGGCUGGCCACUGUUUAGAUGAGAGAUGACAAUUGAGACCCAAAGAAGGAGACAGACAGACUGGCUGGCGGUCGCAGUGGGAAUUCAGACAGGGACAGAGCACUCCUGGCGGAGAGGAGGCUUCCUGGAGGAGGGGCCUGGGCCCGGACACUGGCAAUGUCAGGAUGGGCUGGUGGCGGCUCUCCAGAUGGCACCCCUGUGGGGGAUGUGGGGGGCCCUGCCUGGCCAUGGGGAGACAAGACUGGCCACCUUACCCUGGCACCACCCCUGGGUCCCCUUUGGGCCCAAGCUGCUAAGUAAGUAGGGCACCCUCUCUCCAGGGACCCCUGUCACACUACUUUAUGCUGCUGGCUCCAGCUGGCCCUCCGUGAGAGUGCAGUGCCCAUGUGACCAGAGACCCAGCAGGGGCCGGCACUCUGAACAAAGCAGUCUGCCUGGAACUUAAGUGGCCCUGAAACACGAUCAGCCACCAGAGACUGUCCAGGGAGGUGGUUGUAUUAUUUAUUGACUGGGGCCUGCCCAGUGAAACCAUUUGGGUUUGCCGGACCUGGAAGGAGCCCCCUCAGCAGUGCCUGGGGGCCUUUUGGAGGGCAGGUGGGCGGGGGCCCCAGGGUGCCUGGCACCCUCUCCCCUGGGUGUGGUUUCCUGGAUGCCGACUGAGCAGGGAGGAAGUCAGACGUCAGGACCUGCUGUGGGGAUGGACCCACAGCUCAUCCCCCGGGGCCGCAGAGGCAGGCCAGGCACUGGAGUUCCAGGGACACCUCCGCCCCCUCCACUUUGAGACUCGUCGAGGGCGAGGCCCCCAGCAGUGAGACUGGCACAUCCCUGGACAGCCCCUCAGCCUACCCCCAGGGCCCCUUGGUGCCCGGUUCCAGCCUGAGCCCGGAUCACUACGAGCACACGUCAGUGGGAGCCUAUGGGCUGUACUCGGGGCCGCCGGGGCAACAGCAGCGCACGCGGAGGCCCAAGCUGCAGCACUCGACCUCCAUCCUGCGCAAGCAGGCCGAGGAGGAGGCCAUCAAGCGCUCACGCUCACUCUCCGAGAGCUAUGAGCUCUCCUCGGACCUGCAGGACAAGCAGGUGGAGAUGCUAGAACGAAAGUAUGGGGGGCGCCUGGUAACCCGCCAUGCGGCCCGCACCAUCCAGACGGCGUUUCGCCAGUACCAGAUGAACAAGAACUUCGAGCGCUUGCGCAGCUCCAUGUCAGAGAACCGCAUGUCACGCCGGAUUGUGCUGUCCAACAUGAGGAUGCAGUUCUCCUUUGAGGGGCCUGAGAAAGUGCACAGCUCCUACUUCGAGGGGAAGCAGGUCUCAGUGACUAACGACGGCUCCCAGCUGGGAGCCCUGGUGCCCCCUGAGUGUGGUGACCUCAGCGAGCCGACCACCCUCAAGUCUCCGGCCCCCUCCAGUGACUUUGCGGACGCCAUCACCGAGCUGGAGGACGCCUUCUCUAGGCAAGUGAAAUCACUGGCCGAGUCCAUCGACGAUGCCCUCAACUGCCGCAGCCUGCACACUGAGGAGGCACCGGCCCUGGAUGCGGCGCGGGCCCGGGACACCGAACCCCAGACAGCCCUGCACGGCAUGGACCACCGCAAACUGGACGAGAUGACGGCCUCGUACAGUGAUGUCACCCUGUACAUCGAUGAGGAGGAGCUGUCGCCCCCUCUGCCCCUCUCGCAGGCAGGGGACCGGCCGUCCAGCACCGAGUCGGACCUGCGGCUACGGGCUGGGGGCGCAGCCCCAGACUACUGGGCCCUGGCCCACAAAGAGGACAAGGCUGACACGGACACGAGCUGCCGGAGCACGCCGUCGCUGGAGCGGCAGGAGCAGCGGCUGCGGGUGGAGCAUCUGCCGCUGCUCACCAUCGAGCCACCCAGCGACAGCUCUGUGGACCUUAGUGACCGCUCGGAGCGGGGGUCACUCAAGAGGCAGAGUGCUUACGAGCGCAGCCUUGGCGGGCAGCAGGGCAGUCCCAAGCAUGGUCCCCACAGCGGCGCCCCCAAGAGCCUCCCCCGGGAGGAGCCUGAGUUGCGGCCCCGGCCCCCCAGGCCCCUGGACAGCCACUUGGCCAUCAAUGGCUCAGCCAACCGGCAGAGCAAGUCUGAGUCGGACUACUCAGACGGUGACAAUGACAGCAUCAACAGCACGUCCAACUCCAACGAUACCAUCAACUGCAGCUCCGAGUCAUCGUCCCGUGACAGCCUGCGGGAGCAGACGCUCAGCAAGCAGACCUACCACAAGGAGGCCCGCAACAGCUGGGACUCGCCUGCCUUUAGCAACGAUGUCAUCCGCAAGAGGCACUACCGCAUCGGCCUGAACCUCUUCAACAAGAAGCCUGAGAAGGGAGUCCAGUACCUCAUCGAGCGUGGCUUUGUGCCCGACACACCCGUCGGGGUGGCCCACUUCCUGCUGCAGCGCAAGGGCCUCAGCCGGCAGAUGAUCGGCGAGUUCCUGGGCAACCGGCAGAAGCAGUUCAACCGUGACGUGCUCGACUGCGUCGUGGACGAGAUGGACUUCUCUACCAUGGAGCUGGAUGAGGCCCUCAGGAAAUUCCAGGCGCACAUCCGUGUCCAAGGGGAGGCUCAGAAAGUGGAGCGGCUCAUAGAGGCGUUCAGCCAGCGCUACUGCAUCUGCAACCCUGGGGUGGUGCGGCAGUUCCGGAACCCAGACACCAUUUUCAUCCUGGCCUUCGCCAUCAUCCUGCUGAACACUGACAUGUACAGCCCCAAUGUCAAGCCCGAGCGGAAAAUGAAGCUAGAGGACUUCAUCAAGAACCUCCGAGGUGUGGACGAUGGUGAGGACAUUCCCCGUGAGAUGCUGAUCGGGAUCUAUGAACGGAUCCGUAAGCGAGAGCUAAAGACCAAUGAGGACCAUGUGUCCCAGGUGCAGAAGGUGGAGAAGCUCAUUGUGGGGAAAAAGCCGAUCGGAUCCCUGCAUCCCGGGCUCGGCUGUGUGCUCUCUCUGCCCCACCGUCGGUUGGUCUGCUACUGCCGGCUCUUUGAGGUUCCAGACCCAAACAAGCCCCAGAAACUCGGACUACACCAGCGAGAAAUCUUCCUGUUCAACGACCUCCUGGUGGUCACCAAGAUCUUCCAGAAGAAGAAGAACUCGGUGACGUACAGCUUCCGACAGUCCUUCUCCUUGUACGGCAUGCAGGUCCUGCUCUUCGAGAACCAGUACUACCCCAAUGGCAUCCGGCUCACCUCGUCUGUCCCUGGAGCAGAUAUCAAAGUGUUAAUAAACUUCAACGCCCCCAACCCUCAAGACCGGAAGAAAUUCACCGAUGACCUGCGGGAGUCCAUUGCGGAAGUCCAAGAGAUGGAGAAGCACAGGAUAGAGUCGGAGCUCGAGAAGCAGAAAGGCGUCGUGCGGCCCAGCAUGUCCCAGUGCUCCAGCCUCAAAAAGGAGUCGGGCAACGGAACACUGAGCCGGGCCUGCCUGGACGACAGCUAUGCCAGCGGUGAGGGCCUCAAGCGCAGUGCCCUCAGCAGCUCCCUGCGGGACCUCUCGGAAGCCGGGGUCCAUCAUUAGCAGUCCUCACAUGCGCCGGAGAGCUACAUCAACACGAGAGUGUCCAUCUCGCCCACACCAGACUAUGCCCAACUCAUCUUCCCUCCUGGGCUCCUUAUUCGGGAGCAAGAGAGGGAAGCCCCCUCCCCAGGCCCACCUGCCCUCAGCCGCAGCCCUGCCACCCCCCCACCCACCGGUGGUCCUGCCUCACUUGCAGCACUCUGCGGCUGGCCACCACCUGGGGCCCCCAGAGGGGCUGCCGCAGGCCCCCGUGCACGGGCAUCACACCCAGUACUGCCACAUGCAGAACCCUCCCCCGUACCAUCAUCACCACCACCACCACCCACCCCAGCACAUCCAGCACGCACACCAGUACCACCACGGCCCCCAUGGGGGCCACCCAGCCUACGGGGCCCACACCCACGGCCACCCGCCGCUGCCCUCGGCCCACGUGGGGCACACAGCGCACCACCAUGGGCAGCCCCCUGCCCCGCCGCCCCCCACCAGCAGCAAGGCCAAACCCAGCGGCAUCAGCACAAUUGUGUAGACAGCCUGGGCAGGGGUCCCAGGCUCCCUGAAACAGCUGCACACCACACAGGGCACGCCCGGGGGUCGCCAGCCGCACACCAAACCCGGGGCACUUCUGUUGCCAUCUCUCCCCUCUGCCCCUCACGGCCCAACCGGAGCCCCAGGAGCCCACAGGGCUGGUGUUGUGUGGAACAAAGGCCCAGAUUUCAUUUCUUGUUGGCACCCUGGGCUCUGCUCACCUCAGUCUAAGGGAUGGGUGGGCCUCAGACACCAUCAGCCUUGAAACGGUGCCGCCAGCCAAGUAGUGUUGAACUGCCUCCCCCACUCCAGCUCUCAGCUCCCUGUGCCCUAAUGUACAUGCAUAUGAAAACCCAACCUAGAAAACGAAGAAAUGAGAUACAAAAACAGACAAAACAAACCCCAAAACUUGCUGCAUUAUUGCUCUUUUAUUGACAAUGGGCAAAAAAAUAAGUAGACCUGAUAUGGUUGAUGAAAAUACGUAAGUAAACUUUAUAUAAUAUAAAUAUAUAAAUAUAUAAAUAUAUAUAUAUAUAUACUGUAUAGGUAGUACUUGUGUGUGAAAGGCAGGCGUUUCAGUCCACAUUAGCAAUACCCACCUUACAAGGAGCUCCACUUACCUAAUAGGAAGACAGUACCUUAGCUGGGUGUGUGAGACAAUAGACCAAACCCUAAAUGCUAGGAACAAAUUCAGAUACUUCAUAUUUUCAUACAAAGAAGUCCCUCUAGGACUGGCUAAAAUCUUUACACAAUCAUUACUAACUGUGCCAAGUAACAUAGCAUCUAACUGUUUAAAAAGUCCAGUAUUGCUUUGUAUAAAUCCUUAUUUUAUUAACAGAAUACUAUCAUAAAUAGUAUUAUAAUGCUGUUAUUUCAGGUAAGCAAAUAGCUAAAUUGCAGUACACUCUACAGUAGCAACUCAGGACAGCUGGUUACAAGCUGGUUGUCUUAGGACAUUGGUUACACGGAUUCUUAGACACUUUAAUGGCUGCGAUAACUGUGACUCUCCAUGAUCCAUGUUUCUUUUAUGCGCAUAUGAUUUGACGCACACUCAUUCAGAGUCCUCCGAGAGGGGCACCCAUACACGGCAGAAGUGUUCAUCUCCAACAUGAAAGUGACCAGCUCUCAUCCUCGUCUCCCCAACACCAUAACGUCCUCAUCCCGCCUCCAACCCACACCAGGCCGAAGCCCUCAGAGAGUGUUUUCAUCAGGAACCACUCUCGAACCUGAAGGUUGACUUUAGCGUUUAGCAACCCAGGGCGGUGUGUGUGUUUCCUGUUUUGUUUUCUGAGUGGUAGCAGUGAUCAUCGUAAUUCCAUGUAGCCAUGUGCUAGCAGAACCCCUGUGUCAUCACCGUGGCCCGUGUGACCCCAGCCGACGAGUGCCCGGCGGAGCCCCCGCUGCCUUCCCAUGGUCCAGUGAGCUGCCAGGGCAUCACAUGACUCUCAGCUGUGCUCUUGUCGCUUCUGUGUUGUGGUGACACCAUGCGCUCCCCGGGGCCAGACCUGCACGCGGCGGGUCUGUGCCCGAGUCACCCACGGGCCAUACUUUGUAGUUUCAGCCUUUCGAGCCACUGCAGCCGUCAGUGCUGUGCUCCUAAGCCAUGGGACCCGAGGACUGCCCCCCGGCGCCUGCCCAGGCGGAGGCCCUUUCAGAAAGGGCGAAGCUCACGCCUGACUCUGCGGGCCGCGGGGCCGCGUGCUCAGUGGACAGCGUGGUGAGCCGUGGCCGGACGGCAGGAGGAGAGGGGAGCCCCCUCUGGCCGUGUGUCACCUUGGCUGGCCGGCUGGCCAGGGUUUUGCCGAUUUCCCUCCUCACAUCCCUCCCCGCCUCGGUCAUAUCAUUGAGAUCACCGUACCAGCAAAUCUGCAAACCAAGCACUUUGUUAAUCUCCACAGAGAGCAAAUACAGCAAUCUAGAGUUUAGCCUUUUUAAAAAUGUGACUUUAACCCGCCCACCUGUGUCCUCCCAUUGGCGUGGCAUUUCUUUGGUGUCUGCUCAGAAAGAAACAGCAUGGGACCGUGUGAUUGGGUCCAGUCUGGACUGUCAGGGAAGCGCCCUGGUGUCCCCGACUCAUCAAUUCUUGGGUCUUUUUUAAAAGCCAGGCUCCCCAAAGCACUCUCUGUCUCGCAAUUUUGAGAAGGUGGUUCCGACCUGGAAGCGUGAAACUGCUGCAUGUCAUCUGGCGUCAGCUGUGAGGCUGCGCUCUGCGUAUUGUGCGUUUGCAAAAUGUAUUGGUGUGACUGUAAACACAUCGUUGAAGUAAAGCGAUUACAUAUUGAGUAUGUCAGCUUUUCUCACCCUCUUCUGUGCCGGGAGGAGAGUCUAACUGUAACCUUUAGGUUGUUCCAGAAAAGAUUCAGGCCGUUUGGCACAGAAUUGCUCUUUCUGAAGGGUAGCAGUAAUGAAUAGGAACAGACAGAAAACCCCAGGAGGGGCUUUCAGGAAACUCUCCCUCUCCAUCGCCAUCCUGCAAGCUCCACAGCCUCGGGCUGCCAGCCUGUGGCACUGUCCUCGGUGUGUCCUGGAGCUGUGCUGGGCAGCAGGGCCUUGCGUAAGGAACUGCUGGAACCCACUGAGCCCUUCCCGGGGUUUCCCGCCGCACUCAGUGUGUUCCUUCAGGCUAGUGAGGUUUCAUCCUGUUUUAUUUGCAAGCUUAUCAAAAGUUUGUGGAAGAUACAUUGUUGGGUUCCAGAGGCUGGAGUCAUGCUGCCCACAUCUUGUUUGGGAAAGCAAAAGCUCCCAGUGAGCUGGUGUCCCCAUGUGUCUUUCAUGGGACUGUCCCCUUUAGAGAUCCCCACCUGUCAGAGCCACAGCUUCGGGGUCCUGUCAUCACAUCCCCUGGGAGGGGAGGCAGGAGGCGGCCGAGGGCCCCAGGAUGUCUGCCUGGUCCCUUCUCACUGUGAGGACGCCUUUGGCACACCUUUCUCAAGUCACAAAUUAUUGCAGUUACAUACAGAAUUGCUGACAGGAGCAGGAGACACUGAGGGAAACAGCUGGCAAUGUGACAAAAGUCUUUUCUGGGACAACAAUCAAAUCAUGUAUUUGUAUUUUUUUAAGUUUACCAAUGAAUUGUACAACAAUGUAAAAAUAAAGUUCAUCCUAAUAUGCUGUGCACAUCUUGCUUAAAAAUGUCUUCAGCACCCAGUGCAGUGAUCUUUCCCUCACACACUGCAUGCGGCAGGAGCCUCUUGUUUUUUUUAAUGAGCUGAAAAGACAGAUGUUCACAGCUGAUGCUGGGUGUUGACUCAGCGCCACGGGAAGCUCUGUGCCCGCAGGUAAGCACGCAGUCUUACAGUUCUCCUUGUAAAAUAUCACCCUUCCUGCCUGAGAAACCAGUACAUUUGUAUUUUAUGUAACAACAAUAGUCAAGGCAGCAUUGCAACACUGAGCAGGGUGAGGUGGGGGUGCUGAGCACAGGACAAGAGGGAGGAGGCCUGCCCUCCAUUCAGAUGCAUCUGUGUCGCCCUUCUGUGUGCAGUCACAUCGAGACUGCACACAGCAUGCAUCUCCUCUUGGAAAAUAUCUUUUGCCUCCGAGUUGUUUUAAGCAAUUAGAAUCAGGUCCUGAAUUCCCCAGACUGUUCAGAGACUUCAAGGGACACCUCCCUCACAAGAAGCCUGGCACCCCCACUGUGUACCUUUGAGAGGAAAGGAGUGCGUUUGUUUUCAUCUGCAUUCUGUUUGUCAGUGGCAACAGACUCUAUCAAUGUAAAACCAUGGUUGUGAUCAUGUGGGGAAAUCAAAUAAAUCCUUUGAAACUC
This is a messenger RNA of Pan troglodytes (chimpanzee), 7903 nucleotides long. RefSeq names its product IQ motif and Sec7 domain ArfGEF 1 (gene IQSEC1). NCBI's taxonomy places the organism in Eukaryota, Metazoa, Chordata, Mammalia, Primates, Hominidae. Gene Ontology annotation, biological process: actin cytoskeleton organization; regulation of ARF protein signal transduction. The record is from RefSeq and is a predicted model, not a curated record. Bases 1171 to 3615 code for a protein of 814 amino acids. Gene Ontology annotation, molecular function: guanyl-nucleotide exchange factor activity. The transcript has 13 exons.